GACACGACUGAUCUUACCACCAUCGCAGACAUCUCGUUAACAGAAGAGGAAGUAUGUGUUGUACUCAAAGCACUGGAUGCAGCCAAAGCCACCGGCCCCGACAAAAUCCCAGCGUUACUGCUGAAGAACUGUGCAGUUAACAUCAGUUCAUCUCUAUGCCAGCUGUUCAACAAGAGCUUAUCUUAUGGAAUUCUGCCAUCCGAAUGGAAGCUGGCCAACAUCAGUCCAAUUCGAAAAAGAAACCCUAUUCACGACGUAACCAACUACAGACCAAUAUCACUGUUGUCAUUAGUUUCGAAAGUGUUUGAACGCUGUAUAUAUAAUAGACUUAUAGAACACGUAUACGGUCAAAUUUACGAACUGCAGUGUACGGUUUUCUCAGGGGCAGAUCUACAACAUCACAGCUGCUACACAUUCUCCAUCAAGUUCUUAACGUUCUUGAGCAAAAAAACCAAGUUGACAUUGUCUACCUGGACUUUGCCAAAGCUUUUGAUAAAGUAAAUCACGAUCUAUUACUGGUGAAGCUUCACAACUUCGGUAUAAGAGGAAAUCUUCUUCGUUGGUUCAGAGACUUCGUUUCUGGGCGAUUCCAGAGAGUCACUGCGCUUGGCGUUACAUCAAAACCACUUCCAGUUCUAUCAGGUGUUCCCCAGGGAUCAAUUCUUGGGCCACUUCUAUUCAUAAUUUACAUCAAUGAUCUCCCGAAAUGUGUCUCAGACGAUACUACCAUGGCAAUGUUUGCUGACGAUACCAAAUGCCACCGUCCUAUUAAAAAUUCCCAAGAUAAGGUAACCCUUCAAUGCGACCUGGACAACAUUACCAACUGGUGUCACGACUGGAAAAUGGAGUUAAAUGAAA
Paramuricea clavata is the source of this 858-nucleotide messenger RNA. The record is from the annotation of a GenBank genome assembly. NCBI's taxonomy places the organism in Eukaryota, Metazoa, Cnidaria, Anthozoa, Malacalcyonacea, Plexauridae.